CAAAGCGGAGUUCACCAAUGUACAGGGCAGGGAGAGUGUACCAAGUGGCCGGCUGUAGAGUCACCGAGUGAUAUGUGUGUGACGAGAAGGGAGAGCUGCUGGCACUAUGUGCAGCGCCGCUGAGAAUGGGCUCACAGGAGAGUAGCUCAGAGAGCAGUGUCUAUUACCCACUGAGCCCCUACAUGCUGAACAGCAGCGCAGCUCCGGGGAGCGAGAGCGCGGCCACCCGCAAGGAGCUGAGCCCGGCCUGGAAGAUCAUUGUCAGUAUCGUUAUGUCGGUCAUGGUGCUGGUGAUCGUGUUCGGUAACGUGCUGGUGAUCACGGCGAUCGCCCGCUUCCAGCGGCUGCAGACGGUCACCAACUAUUUCAUCACCUCGCUGGCCUGUGCAGACUUGGUGAUGGGGCUGAUCGUUGUCCCGUUCGGUGGGGUCCGCAGUAUCACCGGUGUCUGGUACUUUGAAAAUUUCUGGUGCGACUUCUGGACCUCGCUGGAUGUUCUGUGCGUGACGGCGAGUAUUGGCACCCUGUGUGUGAUCGCCCUGGACCGCUACCUGGCUAUUACCUCGCCUUUCCGCUACCAAACGCUGCUGACCAAGUGCAAAGCGCGGCUGGUGGUGCUCCUGGUGUGGAUGGUAGCGGCUCUCACUUCCUUCCUGCCCAUCUACAUGGGCUGGUGGAGGCUGGAUGACCCGGACUCCCAGAAGUGUUACACCGACCCCAGGUGUUGCGAGUUCCUCACCAACAAAGAGUUCGCCAUCUCCUCUUCCAUUGUAUCCUUCUACUUGCCCCUGCUUGUCAUGGUCUUCCUCUAUACCCGGGUCUUUCAGGAAGCCAAGCAGCAGCUCAAGAAGAUCAACAAGUGCCAGGGUCGCUUCCACAAUCACAACAACAACUUGAACCAGCCUGCCCCUCCUGUGAAUGGCAAAGCUGCCAAACAGGGGCAGAAAAGGACGCCCAGGUUUCUCAAUCUGAAGGAGCACAAAGCUCUGAAGACGCUGGGGAUUAUAAUGGGCGUCUUCACCCUCUGCUGGCUGCCCUUCUUCGUGGUGAAUAUCGUCAAUGUCAUUUUUAAGGACAGCAUCUCCAACACCGUGUUCACUUUCCUGAACUGGGUGGGCUAUUCCAACUCGGCCUUUAACCCGCUCAUAUACUGCCGCAGUUCGGAUUUCAGGCAUGCCUUUAAGACGGUGCUGUGGGGCUGCCGGGGCUCGCCGCCGUCCACCCACCACAGCAGUUAUCCCAAUGACAACCCCGUGCCGAGCGAGGAUCGCCUGAUGAACGGUCUGCCCUGCAGCUUCGAAGGAGCAGCGCCUGCAGCAGCGAACUGCAGCCCCGAGCCCGAUGGCAAUGAACACAGGCUCCUAGAUUCGGUCAUAUAACAGCGGCGGCGGCGGCUAACCGACACCCCCACAACCAGUGGAACCCAGCAACAGGGGGCACACGAACUUGAAACUGAGUAAGACGAGAUGUUCCAGCUCGAUUCCGCUUGUACUUUUCAUGCAUUCGCCUACCUCAUAACUCUGUGAACGCAAUGCAAGUACGUUGUGGUGAAAGUGUAUGAACCCCCAGCCCGCCCCGCGGGAGAUGUAAGCCAGCUCAGUAAAAUAGAAGGACAAUUCUUGAAUGUUGCUACAUGAGCAUUAACGAAGUGUUUAAAUGUUUACAACUCGCAUGACGCCUAUAUAUAAAGGCCAUGUCGACCUUACUGAAAGCAUUUUUGCGCCCUCUUUAUCCCCUUGGAUGCUCACUGCUUUUAUAAGGGAUUGUGAUCUAUAUGACAAAACAUCGGGUGAUUUUACUCGGCUGAAGAAGGGAUCUCAGUGUAAUGGAUUGUAGAGGACAGUUGCUGGAAACAUUGGAGUCAAAUAGUGAGUCAGUACAGUAGCUGUUAGGCAGUGAGAAAACGGAGAUGUGCAUUGCGGUCACUAAGUAGGGAGAUCGCCCAACCUCUCAACAAGGAGAAAUGAGUGGGAUAUCUAUAUAUGAGGAGGAGGAAGGGCCCAGUGUAUCCGACUUCUCCAAGUUAGAUGUCCAACAGGUCCGCAACUGCGUGCGCGCAGUUCGCGUUCGGAAACACCCCACCCCUUCCCAUUUCUUUCCUUAUCCACGAAUUUUCGUAAAAUGGAAAUCAAACGUGUGUGCUCAUUUGCCGGCGCGUUCACAUUCUUGUGUCUGUACUUGUACUGUGGUGUGUUCGUUGUGACCUUUAAGUGCGUAACUGUAUUUUGCAACGUUGCACUUUUUCGAGUCAAACAGUGCUGUAGCUCUUCUGGACGUUUCUCUUUACAAUGAAGGUGAGGCUUGUCAUUUUCCAUUCCCCGCCCCCCAUUCGUUCCGCAGAUUGAGACUGCGUGGUUUCACGUGAAUAAGUGUCGAUCAACAACAACAAAAACUUUUUUAUAGUAAAUAAUUACCUUGUAGCAAUGUCAGUCAAAAGCUAUCCUACUGAAAUGUUAACCUGAGCUUUCUGUGGCAUUGUUUAGUUUGAGUCCGGGUAUUGGAAUUUUCUUGUACGCCAACGCUUGGAGCGGAUCUUUGUGGGAUUAUGUGCAAUAAAUGCUCGUUAUUUCGGCGCUGAACAGGCAUGGGGCAGUUCAAUGUUUACUUGAUUUCUGAGUCGAUAUAUUUUCGCACAACGUCAAAACAAAACAUAAAGUUAUUUUGGUCUUUCAUAUGAAUUCAGGUAAUUAAGAAAUGAAACAAUUUUGGAUAUUUAUUAUUUAGAAUCAAUAUUGGCUGUUAUUCGUGUACAAUAAAACUUUAUAUCUUCAAAUCA
Molecule: messenger RNA, 2776 nt
Organism: Rhincodon typus (whale shark)
Lineage: Eukaryota; Metazoa; Chordata; Chondrichthyes; Orectolobiformes; Rhincodontidae
Product: beta-2 adrenergic receptor-like
Exons: 1
Coding region: 126-1379 (417 amino acids)
Biological process (GO): adenylate cyclase-activating adrenergic receptor signaling pathway; norepinephrine-epinephrine-mediated vasodilation involved in regulation of systemic arterial blood pressure; negative regulation of smooth muscle contraction
Cellular component (GO): membrane
Molecular function (GO): beta2-adrenergic receptor activity; norepinephrine binding
Source: RefSeq, a predicted model, not a curated record